UAUGUGAUGUGAUAUUUUUAUUAACAAUCAGAUUCCAUUUUCUUUAUAAGAAGACAACAUCUUAACUCUCCCACAACACCACCAUCAUCACAAACAACCCCAUUUUGUGAAUUUUCUUCAGCUAUUCUUUAUCUCCCAGAACUACUUUCCUUCCUGUUUUUCUUUCUCUCAAGCGCAUACAGCUUUUCUCAAGGAUACUUUUCACAUUAAGGAUUUCCCGCUCUCUGUGAACAAUCUAUCUGUGAACAAUCUAGCACACAAAAAUGGAGGAAGCAUCUAAAACCAUUGCAUACCAAAUCAGAGAUUUUGAAAUUCUGUUCUAGAUCGUUUGCUGUUGUUCAAUGGCGUCGGCUCAGGUGCUACCGAACAACUCUGCUUCGUCUCGGAAGCAAGAGCAUUUGGAAGCUGACAAGCGUCGGAUUCAAUCAGGAUCGAUUCCGCCUCUUUUGAGUGGAAAAGAUGUUCUUGGUGCUGCAAGGACUGGUUCUGGUAAAACCCUUGCUUUUUUAAUUCCUGCUGUAGAGCUUUUGUAUAAACUUAAGUUUAAUCCUCGAAGUGGAGCUGGUGUUGUUGUCAUAUGUCCCACUAGAGAGCUUGCUAUUCAGUGCCUCAUUGUUGAUGAAGCUGACAGGCUAUUGGAAGCAAACUUUGAGGAUGAAUUGAAGCAGAUUAUCAAGCUCCUCCCAAAGGUCGAUAUGAUUGUAGUUACCGAUGGGAGCAGAAUUCUGGGACUUGGAGAUCUUGGUGUUCAAGUAAUUGGCAUUGCAAUUGGGAAGCUUGAUCUAUAUGUUGCUGCUGCUGGCAUGAAUCCUCAAAGGGUACGUGGUUGCUUAAUGUUUCAUUGUUGGUCCUUUAAAACUGUUUAUGAUUUUCUUAUGAUUUAGUCAAUGUUUUAGAGUAGUGCUAGAAACACCCACUUUAACACUCCUUCCAACUCUGGCUCUCUUAUUGGGUGAAAUCUGUGGCUCUCUUAUGCUAAAAUUCUUUAUCUAAAAGAAUGGAGAUUACAAAAUAGAAUCUUUAUCACUUGGCUCAAAGAUCAACUUCCCUAUUGCUUAAGCUAUUUGGUUGAAGCCUAUAUGUGGUUUAAUAUUUCUAAGGACAACUCGUGUUAUAUAUUAUUCUAUAAUGUCCAUUGUACU
Messenger RNA from Vicia villosa (hairy vetch), 1142 nucleotides. RefSeq names its product ATP-dependent RNA helicase HAS1-like. Gene Ontology annotation, molecular function: ATP binding; malate dehydrogenase (decarboxylating) (NAD+) activity; nucleic acid binding. NCBI's taxonomy places the organism in Eukaryota, Viridiplantae, Streptophyta, Magnoliopsida, Fabales, Fabaceae. The record is from RefSeq and is a predicted model, not a curated record. Gene Ontology annotation, cellular component: nucleolus. Gene Ontology annotation, biological process: maturation of LSU-rRNA from tricistronic rRNA transcript (SSU-rRNA, 5.8S rRNA, LSU-rRNA). Bases 342 to 884 code for a protein of 180 amino acids. The transcript has 6 exons.